Messenger RNA from Syngnathus typhle (broad-nosed pipefish), 2803 nucleotides. It is a transcript of the gene wdr73, whose product is annotated as WD repeat domain 73. Lineage: Eukaryota; Metazoa; Chordata; Actinopteri; Syngnathiformes; Syngnathidae. Gene Ontology annotation, biological process: cytoplasmic microtubule organization. Gene Ontology annotation, molecular function: protein binding. Gene Ontology annotation, cellular component: cytosol; spindle pole. The record is from RefSeq and is a predicted model, not a curated record. The transcript has 8 exons. The coding region runs from base 88 to 1215 and encodes 375 amino acids.
GAUCGUCCGCCAGUCCAGCGUGUGGCGCUGUAACGUAAGAGGUGAACCGGAAACUCGGCUGCUACAACGCUAUCAACGAGGAACGCGAUGGAAGUUUCCCAAUUUGACGAAUUAAUAGACGACUGGUUUAUCGAAUCUUUGAAAACAUACAGAGACCUUCAUGUGUAUCAGCUGGAGUUUCCCACCCGAGUCAUAGAGUGGACUUCAGGGAAAACCAUCUGUGUGGCAGGUUACAACAAAUCCAGCAAAAAUGAAAUUUUGGAGCUCACUUUGCCUCAAAAACUCUUUGCAGAAGAAAACAAGGGUCUCUGUGCCGAACGGGAUUUCAAAGUCCUCCACGGUGGAUUUUCUCCCGGUCCCGUCAGCGUUCUCAAACAUAUCCCAGGAACGAGGCUGAUUGUGACUAACGACGGCCUGACCUCCGACCUGCACGUCUGGAACCUCGGGGGCGAUGACAGCGAUGUCAUUACAAAGGUGGCGAGCUUCCCGGAUUCCAAGGAAAGCUCGGGUGGCGUCAAAAUGGCCGCCCGGCUCCGGCCGCAACCGGAGGUUCUUCACGGGGGUCGGGGCAACGACGUUAGGCUGACCCAGCUCACCACAGGACAGACGCUCUACCAGCUCGCGUCAGCUUGCGAGGAGCGUGUGACCAGUUUGCACUUUUUAAGCGACGCCGUCUUCUUGGCCGCCUGCGCCAACGGCGACGUUCUCACCGUGGACACGCGGACGUCGGCGCCUCCUCAGCUGGCACCCGCCCCCCCAUCCGACCAUUCUGACGUGUGGUGGGCGGACGUGGCCGGCUUUGGGCUGGUCCGUGUGUCGUCAUCCGGGCGGGCGGCGGUGUCGGACCCGAGGGACCCGGGGGCCGUUGUGCGUCGGGCUCAGCUAGCGGUAGGCACGUUGCGUGGCGGUUCGGAUGACGUCAACGUGUCGUGGGCGCCGGCGUUGGAUGACAUCGUCGCUGUGUCAGGUUUCGGCAGCUCGGUCCAAAUCUACGACACGUCCUCGUGGGGAGCGGACGGCCGUGACGCCCGUCCACUUUUCGAGCAUCGCGGCCAUGCCGUGUGUUCUCCGCAAUCGUCCAGUCAAGCUGAAGGUGGCGCUGUUGCCGUCACUCAUCACAUUUGGCAUCCCAAAGAGCGCAGGACGCUGGUGUCUGCCGCUGACGACACAUCGCUGCACGUGUGGGACUGGAUCCAGCAAUCGCACUCCAGGUAACCGCUGCUUUUUCGUCAUUUGGAGGUCAAAGUGCGAGUGGUUGGUGGAGCCACAUUUAUCUUUGCACACAAACUGGACUUGAAUCACGCUUUAAUAAAAAAGAAAAAGUGGUGCAAUCAAAAGUGAAAUAACUCAAACAAGCAACAUUGACAUUUUUUCCUUUUUAAACAAGCAGAGACGUACAGCUGCUCACUUGUACAAAAAUUAAUACGCACUAGUGAUCAUCAUUAAUCUCAUUUUACAUUCCGAUUAAGCCCUUUUUUUCUCGCUAGACAUCUCAAAAGAACAUUAAACACACAAAACUGAAUUCCAAGCAAAAUCAGCCUUUUUUUUCCUUUGUCGAAGCUCCGAAACCGCCUCCUCGCGACUUUCGGAGGGGAAGGACGAUGACAUUUCCUUGGUGCAGCGUUUAGGAAGCGCGCCAGCAGUUAGUGUGUCAACAAGACAGCUCUCAAAAUAAUGCUAAACAUAAAAGCCCUCGUUGAUAAUCGCUGGGUUUGAAUUGUUAUUAGGAUGGACGGCCAACAAAACAAAGUCUUUUUAGAAAUUCAACAUGGCAGUCAUAAAAAUGCCCAAGGAUCACCAAGGUGCACCUCAUCACUGGAUUUGUUUGAAACAAAUAUUACAUGAAGAAUAGUCAAAAGAAAAAAAAAAUCCCUUUCUUUAGCAGCUUUUAAACUUCCGUGUUCUGAGAAUAAUAGUCCUACAAAAGUAGUUUUUUUUUGCCACUGUACUGUUUUUUCCAAGAAUAAAUGUUUUAAUAGUUUUUUUCUUAGAGCAUCACUUGUGUGUGGGAGAAGCUUUUUUUUUUGUGUGUAAAAUGUUAUAAUCUUGACAAUAUUUAGUCAUAGAGUAGAAUUAAUUCUAUUUGUAAUAGUGUUACAAAAAUAAAGCAGAUUUUAUUAAACUUUCUAAAGAAAAAAGUUCAUUCCCACAUGGGAAGAAAUUUGAGGUUUUUUAAUUUAAGAAAAAACAAACUAACAAAUUUAAUUUUCAAUUGUAAUCUUAACUGUAAAUUUUAUUCAAGACUAAUGUAUUAAGAUUUUUUCUAAGAUUUGUUUGAUUUUAACAAGUUGCAACUUAUUUUUUUUAUAUAAAUGUUAUCUCAUGAGAAUAAACAAAUCUACAGAGGUUACUUUUUCUAGAAACGAAUCGUACUCUUACAAAAGUAAAGCCCCUUAAGAAAAAAAAUCCUAAACUCAGAUUACAGUUAAUUCUAAUUUCUCUCUCUGAAAAAUCUACUUUUACUUUUCUUUUCCUGGUGGCGCCCUAAUACGAGUAAAAAUCCACAUCUGACCACAAUCCUGUACAUUAGUUUUUGUUGAAUCGUUACGUAGCCACAAAUGGACAAGCUUUCGUGCUUAUUGCUUUAUCAAAAUGCCAACAGAUAUAAAUUGCCAUGGCAACUGUCGCCAAGACGACAUUUCGCAAGCAUUAAAUUGCUGCUUUUCUUUUGUGCUUGGUCCGGGUGGAGAGGCGUUUAGUGUGUUGUACGAGGCACAAAGGUGAUGACGAGUGUAGGCACGUGCAUGGUCUGACUUUUCGGAAGCAUCCACUUGGUGACACCCCAAAUAGAAAAAGAAAGAAA